Gasterosteus aculeatus aculeatus (three-spined stickleback) is the source of this 2862-nucleotide messenger RNA. RefSeq names its product RAB12, member RAS oncogene family (gene rab12). Gene Ontology annotation, molecular function: GTP binding; GTPase activity. The record is from RefSeq and is a predicted model, not a curated record. NCBI's taxonomy places the organism in Eukaryota, Metazoa, Chordata, Actinopteri, Perciformes, Gasterosteidae. Gene Ontology annotation, biological process: Rab protein signal transduction.
GGAAACAACAACUGUCGGCGCGAGACAAACUUUGCCAAACUUGUACUGGGACGACGGAAAGUUGGAAGUAGCGAAGUAUUUCGUUCGUACAGCAGUUUAUCCGCGUUUUUCUGAUUUUUGUUAGUUAUCACAAAUGCGGAAUUACUGAUGGAUUCGAGGUAUGACAUACCGCGGAGGGCCGCCGGUGGCGGCGGGGACUCCUCGAAUUCGUCCCCGGCUCUGGGGGCGCAGUCGCGCCGCAGGAAGAUGCCGCCUAGACCCGCUGAUUUUAAACUUCAAAUUAUCAUCAUUGGCUCCCGUGGGGUCGGUAAAACCAGCAUCAUGGAGAGAUUCACCGACGACACUUUCUGCGAAGCUUGCAAGUCGACCGUAGGAGUUGACUUCAAAAUCAAGACGGUGGAGCUGAGAGGGAAGAAGAUCAGACUACAGAUAUGGGACACCGCUGGUCAGGAGAGGUUCAACAGCAUCACAUCAGCCUACUACCGAGGCGCCAAGGGAAUAGUGCUGGUGUAUGACAUCACAAAGCAGGAGACCUUUGAAGACCUGCCCAAAUGGAUGAAAAUGAUUGACAAGUACGCCUCAGAGGAAGCAGAGCUUCUCCUGGUCGGCAACAAGCUGGACUGUGAGACUGAUCGUAUCAUCUCCAGGCAGCAGGGAGAGAGGUUUUGCUCUCGAAUAAGUGGAAUGCGCUUCUGCGAAGCGAGUGCCAAGGAUAAUUUCAACGUGGACGAGAUCUUCCUGAAGCUUGUGGAUGACAUCCUUAGCAAGAUGCCUCUGGAGGUUCCCAACAGUGAGCUUUCCAACAGCGUCCUGUCUCUGCAGCCCGAACCGGAAGUGCCUCCGGAGUUGUCACCUCCCCGCAUGCGCUGUUGCUGAGGGUCAGAGUGCUCCCCCAUCUCUCCCUGUCACACUGACACACACACACACACACACACAGACACACACAGAUAUGCAGAGUACCAGCCAGGCCACCAGGGGGAAGCAAAAAGCAGCCGUUUGGUGUCACUAAUUGUUGAUGUAGGAUGCAUGGACUCUCAACAAGCAGUAUUAUCCUCCCUUGUUCUUCUCCUGUUUCCUAACUGUUCACCAUGACAACAACCACACUAACCCUCAUCCUACCACCCCUUUUGUCCACCACCCUUGAGCCCGACUACCUCAUUCCUCGGACCGUCAGGCUGAAUAUGCCCCGCAGGUGCCUUCGAGGUAGACAGAGGUAGCAGUUGCAAAUUGUACGGGAUGGCUGAUUUAUGAGGUUCUUACAGCUUCCUGGUGAAUACUCAUCACAUAUACUGUACACUUAGUUCGCCAUUGUCCGAGUUGCCCCGGUGGUCUGGUAUUUCUGCAUCAUCCAGCUUACAGAAAAAGCGAUAACAAUAUCUUAUGUCUCCUCGGUUUAGUGUAGAUUCUGGUUCUCGGUACAGAAGUUUUAUAUUCUGACUGACGGGCGUUUUCUCCAAGUGAUAAGUGGACUUGAAGUAAACAAAAGCACAUGAUGUAAAUACGGUGUGUUGCUGUUAUGACUGGACAAGGUGCAGAUGUUUGCAGCCAGCAAUAGGUGGUUGUGUUGUGGUGGAUCAUAUUGCUUUGUAUCCCUUCUCCUUAAAGUGUUAAAGUGGCUGGAACGGCUCAUUUCACAAUUUGUAUACAUGUUUAUGUUUUGCACUACAAUCCAUCUCACCAAGUGAAGCCGACAUGCAGAAAACGUAAAGUAGAACAACAUGUGGUGAAGAUCAAUGAUGUCGCCAAGGGAGUGGCUGUUCUGAUCUCCCUGUUGAAGUGGGAUGGAGAUGCAAGGAGAGAUGGGUAAUGUAGUCUUUGAGCGAUUUGUGUUUUGAAAAAGGGCACAAUUUCCAUGUGUGUUUCUGGCUUAUAGAGGAAGUUUAAAUAGUGAGUAGCUGGUGGGCACACGCAUGGUUUUAGCCUUUUUUGGGGGGUUGUUACUAAUAUCACAAAUUUUGGCUACCUUUGUUUUGGGGGGGGUGGUGGUAUUUGAAGGACUCAGGAAACUUUGAUCGGCUCAUAUCUGCUCAUUUUGACAGAUUUCUAUUGUAAACUUGAUUUGAAUUUCAUAAAAUCUUGAUGGAGAAACAUCUUCAUAUAAAAUCUGUCUGGGACGAUGUGUUUCUGAAGGAUAAGAAGAAGUCCACAGAUUUAAAUAUCUGAUUUUGCAGUUUGUUACAGACCAGUGUGGGUGUUUCCCAGUACAUUUUUGAAAAAAAACACUGCGUUGCAUGUUAAGCCCUCCUGUGUUCAUCGUUAUUAAUCCAUUUAAUUCUUCCGUCUUGUUUUGGUAAAUUAAUGCAAGAUUGUACCACUGUUGGUUGUUCUGUUUUGUUUUUACAUGUUAAGUAGUGAGGACUCGAUCUAACACGACAUAAACAGACUUUGAUGAUUUUGUUUCUGUUUUAUGUUAAAGUCUGAGGACUUAAGCUGACACAUGAUGAAUAAUUGGAUUGUCCCUUGCCAAAACAAAUUGUCGUUCCUUUUGUCAAUGACAUCAAGCAUUACCUUUAAACAAACAACCAUACAACUUAUCUUCCAAAAUGUUAUCUUGUGUCUUGUAAUGACAAACUUCUUCUGACAUUGUUUUGUGUAGUGAAACCUUCAAUUGUCGCACUAACCCUUUGGUCUUUAUUUUAAUAGCCAAGCCUUGUUCUACUCAGUGUUAUAAAUAUACAUUUUAAGAAAUGUUUUUAUUUGAAAUACGUUGUCUUUUCAGAGGAAAGACUGUGCUUUGCAUUAAACCUGUUUAAGUCAUUGAAAAAGGUUUUGGCAUGUUUAAAGCAGAUUUGUGGUAUUUAUAACUUGUGGCAUUCUUGAACUAAUUAAAUGCAAUUAAAGAUAUCUAUAUUUAUUACCAUA